This is a messenger RNA of Gadus chalcogrammus (walleye pollock), 2042 nucleotides long. RefSeq names its product glutamate decarboxylase 2 (gene gad2). Gene Ontology annotation, cellular component: cytoplasm. The record is from RefSeq and is a predicted model, not a curated record. Bases 285 to 2042 code for a protein of 585 amino acids. Lineage: Eukaryota; Metazoa; Chordata; Actinopteri; Gadiformes; Gadidae. Gene Ontology annotation, molecular function: glutamate decarboxylase activity; pyridoxal phosphate binding. The transcript has 16 exons. Gene Ontology annotation, biological process: GABA shunt.
CAGUGCGCACACUGCGUUUCGGUUCAGGUCUUUUUUUUCCAGCAGGGUUUAUUUCGUGUCAACCAUACCCGCUUGGAUUUGGGGGAGUAAAGGCUGAUAGCUCCGGGUAGAUCCAGCUCCGGGUCGAUCCAGCCCCGCGUAGAUCCAGCUUCAGCACCGCAGCGCAGGACAGCUCCCCCGUCUACCUCGUCGACGCUGGCUUUAUUCCUUCUCUCUCUCCGCGCGUCUGGAUGGACUCUGUUGGUCUCCCUUCCUCCUGAAACCCUCCACAUCUGGCUGUAACGAUGGCUUCUCAAGGUUUUUGGUCCCUCGGUGGGGAUAACGUACCGCCGAACACUGCCGGGAGUCAAAGCCCCAGCACGCCCAGGGCUUGGUGCCAAGCGGCUGCACAGAAAUUAUCCGGAGGUCUCGGCUCGAAAUUAUGUGCCCUGCUGAACGUGGCCGAGAUGGAGAAAACGUCCUCCGAGUUGCCCACCAAGCCGCAGGAGACCCCGGCGGCGCCGUGCGACUGCAACAAGCCCUGCAACUGCCCGAAGGCCUCGGUCCGCUUCUCCGACCUCUACUCCACAGACCUCCUGCCCGCCUCGGACGGGGACGCUAAAACCAUGAGCUUCCUGCAGGAGGUGGUGGAUAUCUUACUGGCUUACAUCGUGGAGUCCUUCGACCGGGAAACCAAGGUGAUCGACUUCCACUACCCCAACGAGCUGAUGCAGAGGAACAACUGGGAGCUGCAGGACGAGCCCGAGUCCCUGGACGACAUCCUGGUCAGCUGCCGGGCCACCCUGAAGUACGCCAUUAAGACAGCCCACCCGCGCUACUUCAACCAGCUGUCCACCGGGCUGGACAUGGUGGGCCUGGCCGCGGACUGGCUCACCUCCACCGCCAACACUAACAUGUUCACCUACGAGGUGGCACCCGUGUUCGUGCUGCUCGAGUACGUCACGCUGAAGAAGAUGAGGGAGAUCAUUGGCUGGCAGGAAGGUAGCGGGGACGGCAUUUUUUCCCCCGGUGGCGCCAUUUCCAACAUGUACGCCAUGCUGCUGGCGCGCUUCAAGAUGUUCCCUGAAGUGAAGGAGAAAGGAAUGUCAUCCGUCCCUCGCCUGGCGGCCUUCACGUCUGAACAUAGUCAUUUCUCCAUUAAGAAAGGAGCAGCAGCUCUUGGCAUUGGAACAGAGAGCGUCAUCUGCGUUAAGGCUGACCAGACUGGUAAGAUGAUCCCAGCAGACCUGGAGAGGAAAAUCCUGGAGGCUAAACAGAAGGGCUUUGUGCCAUUCUUCGUGAGUGCGACCGCUGGUACUACAGUGUACGGAGCUUUCGACCCUCUCAUCGCCGUCUCGGACAUCUGCAAGAAGUACAACGUCUGGUUUCACGUGGACGGCGCCUGGGGAGGAAGCCUGCUGAUGUCACGACGACAUAGGUGGAAGCUGGAUGGAGUCGACAGGGCCAACUCAGUGACCUGGAACCCCCACAAGAUGAUGUCGGUCCCCCUGCAGUGUUCCGCUCUCCUGGUCAGAGAAGAGGGUCUGAUGCAAAACUGCAACCAGAUGCACGCCUGCUACCUGUUCCAGCAGGACAAGCACUACGACCUUUCCUAUGACACCGGGGACAAGGCACUGCAGUGUGGCCGCCACGUUGACAUCUUCAAACUAUGGCUCAUGUGGAGGGCCAAGGGCACUAUCGGGUUCGAGUCUCAGAUAGACAAGUGCCUGGAGCUGUCGGAGUACCUGUACAACAAGAUCAAGGAUCGAGAAGGAUACGAGAUGGUCUUUGACGGGAAGCCCCAGCACACCAACGUGUGUUUCUGGUACCUGCCCCCGGGCAUGCGCCACAUAGUGGACAAGGAGGAGAAGAACAAGAGGCUACACAAGGUGGCGCCGGUGAUAAAGGCCAGGAUGAUGGAGUACGGCACCACCAUGGUGAGCUACCAGCCCCAGGGAGACAAGGUGAACUUCUUCAGGAUGGUCAUCUCCAACCCCGCCGCCACUUUCGAGGACAUCGACUUCCUCAUCGAGGAGAUCGAACGACUCGGCCACGACCUAUAA